Molecule: messenger RNA, 414 nt
Organism: Penicillium diatomitis
Lineage: Eukaryota; Fungi; Ascomycota; Eurotiomycetes; Eurotiales; Aspergillaceae
Product: DUF3602 domain-containing protein
Exons: 3
Coding region: 1-414 (137 amino acids)
Source: RefSeq, a predicted model, not a curated record
AUGAGUGGUCCCAACUUGACUCGCAAUAUCUCCUAUGGACGAGGAGGCGCAGGGAACAUUGCGCCGCCUCAACGAUCCACCACGCCCAAGGAUCUGGUCACACCGACAAUCAAGCAAGAAGUGUACACGACCGGUCGAGGAGGAUCCGGAAAUAUGGUUCAGAACGAUCCGCAGCAUCCAGAGCUUGCGCGCGAAAGUCAAGAUGUCGAGUCGCCGCCAUUGCGCGCGGAGCAAUUCCCGCAUCAUACGGGCCGAGGUGGCGCCGCGAAUGCCUACAUUCCCACGCCGGAGGAGGAACAGUCGGCGCGAAAGGAGGAGGCCGAGCUGGUUCGCGUGCGCACACAAUCACGAGAUCGUCUCAAGGAGAUAGAACUCAAGCGGCAAGAAGAACGUCAUGGAUCGCCUGCUUCCUAA